Molecule: messenger RNA, 1316 nt
Organism: Patiria miniata (bat star)
Lineage: Eukaryota; Metazoa; Echinodermata; Asteroidea; Valvatida; Asterinidae
Product: small integral membrane protein 5-like
Exons: 2
Coding region: 197-517 (106 amino acids)
Source: RefSeq, a predicted model, not a curated record
GCUGUCAUGGCAACGACGAUGCUGAUCAUCAGUCUGUAAUGGGUAAAACCGCUCGCACAGAAUCUGGAGCUCACAGAAUCUUUUUAAACUUCUGACGAGCAAGGUUGCAUACUAGACCUAGCAGGGUGUUGCCGACGUUUGGUGUCAAAUUUGAAUCCUUGUGAAAUCCAAGCAUUUUACUUCACGAAAAACAAACAUGGCGAGCUAUACAAAGCUUCAGUGUGUCGCCUGGUGUCUGCUGAUGUUGAUGGUCAACUUGGCGAAAGCACAAAGUGUCGAAGCCGCUGUCGGACUUGGCGUGGGAAUCAUUGUCGCCAUCAUCAUUGGUGUCCUUGUCGCUGUCGUUGUCGUAAUUGUCCUGUGUGCCUGCUGCUGCUACCACUGCUGCUGCAAGAAACAGCAAGUCACCCACAACACCGUGGUAAUGGCAGGUCCACCUCAACAGCAGGGCAUGGUCAUGCAACAGGAGCACCAAAUGCCGCCGAGCUACGAUAAGGAGUCUCAGCAGGUAGCCUAGCUCCGCACAUACCCGCACUGGAAUUCGAACAGCGACACUGGGCCAUCGACUAGCCUUCUCUCCAGCUCCCAAGGAUGCAUUCGUUAACAGUGACUUAUUUUGACGCCUCGCUCGUUUUGAAAGGCAGUUGCAUUGUACAUCGAUUCACACGGUGCUUUCUGUUCUUUUUAAAACCAAAUGGUCAAAUUUCUUCAGAUUGCAUUAACUUAAAAGAAAUAUGUCUCUAUUGAAUGGUACAUGUAUUCAAUUGCACCAUACGACCCUUAAUGCCUGGUCAAUUUAACUGUUGUUUUUUAAAAGUAAGAUCUUACCCUUUUUUAUGGAAUUCAGAACAUUUUUUUUUACUUGCAGUUGAAGAAACAUCAGAUAUUUCAGUUGGUUUACAGUAUUUGGACAGUCGGUAGCCCACUUUAAUUUUUCUGUAAAUUUGUGUAAAUAUUUUUAAAAUGUUUAAGGUUUGGGGUCUGAUUUUCAAUCCGAGCUGAAUCUUUCUCAAAGGCUGAAUUUUUUUAAACUUUUUUAAACCAUUCUUUGUGUAACUUUUUUUUGUAAAUUUCGAAAUCCUUUCCCUGUACGCAAGAUGAUUCAAAGACUGUAACGCAAUAUUACUGGCCUUAGACCCUGUUUCGGUGAUCUUUACUUCAAAGCGGCUUGAUACGAGACUAAAAUAUUUUAACAUGUACAUAAUAACAAUUGAAAUUCAGAGUGCACAGGUUUGUUGAAGAAUAAAUGAAUCGCUCGCCCUAAGUUGAAGGCUUUUAAUAAAAUUAUGUCUAGACUCGAGGUUUGAUUGACAUUA